Messenger RNA from Patiria miniata (bat star), 3588 nucleotides. RefSeq names its product guanine nucleotide exchange C9orf72-like (gene c9orf72). The record is from RefSeq and is a predicted model, not a curated record. The transcript has 11 exons. Lineage: Eukaryota; Metazoa; Echinodermata; Asteroidea; Valvatida; Asterinidae. Bases 1968 to 3365 code for a protein of 465 amino acids. Gene Ontology annotation, cellular component: endosome; autophagosome. Gene Ontology annotation, biological process: autophagy; endocytosis. Gene Ontology annotation, molecular function: guanyl-nucleotide exchange factor activity.
UUGAGGGCGUGCUUCAAUAAUAAUGGUCUGAUCGAUGGGGACACCACUGAACAGCUGAAAACUAGUCUGGUGAUGAUGGAAAACUGAAUGAUUUUACUGUUUAAGAGUGACCCAAAACUGACUCCUACAGACUCUACGUAAAGACCGCUGGGACCAUUGACCCAGUUCCGUAGCGCAGUGCAUCGUUAGCCACCCCCACCUUAUCAUGGCCAUCUACAGCAAGUGGAUCGGCACCGUCAUCGACCACCACGGCCUCAAGUACCUGUGCUUCAACCACAUGGUGACCACCUACAUCCUGACCAGCCUGGUCAUGUUCCUCAUGACGCUCAUCAACCUCUCCUCCUCGCCCCGUCUGGCCUCGGUCGCCAUGUCCGCGCUCAUGUCGCUCUUCGUGGUCACCCUGUCCAUCAAGUUUGCCUACCAGAUUGCGCACAGCUUCAAGACGCAGUUUGACCUCCACUGACCGAGAGAGCACCUUCUCAAAACCCUUGGCGGUUUGUUGUUGUGUGACUCAAAGUUUGUGACGUUGCAAAACAUCGCCUCCUCCAAGGGUAGUGACUGGGCUCAAAAUCCUCUCCUACAAAACUCCUAGGAGCUUGAAACAGUACUCGGAUUCAAAUACACUUAAACCAAAAAUCAAAAGACUUGGAGCUGUUCCAUUCCUGGUAGGAAUAGUUUUAGCAUUUUGCAUUCAGCUCCAGAGUACACUCAUAUCCAAACUAAAUAAUGCAGUGCUACACUGUAAGUUUCUGAUGCGAAACAUUUGUGUACUAUGACAAAGUGAGCAAAAGCUUUCUACAGUGUGUUGUACUUGUGUUUGGAGCAGUAACAGCUUAUUUGAAUCUCACCUGCUUGCCAGCAUCAUUGUACGAUACGCAGCAGAUGUUCAAAGUUUAUUCCAUCAUCAAGCAAACUUCUACAUGACUCGUGUCAGAGCUUUUAUGAAAACCUACAUCGUGUUUGGAAAACACGAAUCUCUCUAGCUUAUCAGCAUCAGUGUUGUACAUGUAGCUCUGUAUCAAAUAUCAAAAAGUUUUACUUGCCUAGGAAAGUUCUGUGUACUAAACUUUCCAUUUCAAAGAGACAAAGUAGGCAUUGCAAAAGCCUUCUUCAGUGUUUAGAAUAUAUGCUUGUGUAAGAAGUUGAGAACUUGCCUCAAUCCUACUGGUUUGCUAACAUCUAUGGUGUCAUAUGCAGUUAAGUCUUCAAACUUUUGAGAUCACUCGCCAGCGAGGAAAGCUCCGCUUACUAUGCUUCCCACGUACUUGGAGUUGACAGAGACGACCAUCGACCACGUUGGCAUCAAGCACAUCUUCUUCAACUUCCUCUUGUCCUCCUGCAUCUCCACCAGCCUGAUCCUCUUCAUGAUCACCAUUGUCAACGCCGGCUCCCCGCGCCUGACCGUCGGUGCCAUGCUGUCGCUCAUGACCCUCCUGGUGCUGACGCUUUCGAUCGAGUGCGCCCACAACAUCAUCUUCUGGUUGCUGCUCAGUCACGAGGUGCAGGGGGUCCUGGAACACAGGAGCCCCUGAACUUUACUCGGAUUACUCGGAGAGCUACUCGUGAGUACGAGUAAAACUGACGAGUAGAGUGUUUUGAGUGUGCUGUGUGCUUCAGUUUGUUUACAAGACCGGCGUGCGGGAGUGCCUGAUUUUUACUCCAGAUACUUGUCAGAACAAGUGAAACUGACGCUUAAUACUUCUGUUUGAGUGGGCUGGAUGCUUCAGUUUGUUUACAAAGUACAAGGAUUUCUGGAGCUCAAAAGCACGUCCACUGUAAACUUAUGAACUCCCUUGCUUGAGAAAAUUUGACUUAAAAGCUCAAGUACAUGCUCACUGCUACUCACUGUGAGUCGAGGAAUGCAGGGAAACUCAACUAAAGGAUCUUUAGUCUUCGACAGUUAAGAUCAUAACUUUAGACGUCUGAUAAAUACAUCUGUACCUCAAAAGAUUUCUUAAAAAUUCAGGAUGGCAAGUUUUUCAGAUGAUGAAAUAUCCCCCAUCUCCCAGAAGAUGGUUUUCGUCGUGGACACGGACAGGCACGGCCCGCAGGACUAUCGCGACAGUCAUACGCUACCCGACACCGCGGACUGCCCCGUUUACGCCCUGGUCAUGGGCUGCUGGAACAACAUCCUCGGUCCCCACGCGAAAUACAUCUGGCUGACCGAGGGCAAGCCGAAUUUCACCCCCGAUCACGUCAGCUACCUGUCCACCCACACCCUGACCUCCUGCGAGCAGCCCCAGUCUACCAUCGACACCAAAGUCCUGAUCCUGCCGGACCGCGGGAUAGUGGUGACGGUGUUCCUCUUCAGCGGUCACGACGGCGACGAGAAGACCAUAUUUGCGCUGUCGCUGGUCAUCCCGUACGAGGAGUAUCGCUGGUAUCUGCCACUUCAUGAGCUGUGUGUGGCCAGGCUCACCACAAUGAUCAGGAGGCUGCGAGUUCUUCAGGAGAAAAACAAAGAUGAAUACAAUGACUCCGCCUUGGAAGCAUUUAGCGAAGAGGUGCCUUCCUUCAUUCGUGUCGUGACGCUCUUGAAGACUCAUGGCCUUCCUUCAAGGGUUGCGCUCACUGAUACUGUAUUUGCGCCUGGGCACAUCAAGCAGUUGGAUAAUCAGUUCACCAAAGUAGCUAUAGCUUCGCAUCUCCAGACCUGCGGCUGCUCUAUUGUCAUUGGCAACACCCCAGCAGAUGUCAAUGUUAUGAUCAGUACGCUGGCCUUAUUUCUGAGUCCAUCGGAGCGAAGAUGCUGCCUCUACUUGGACAAUGUUCCCAGAAUCUAUCAGAAGGAUGUCUUGAUACAAGGCUUCAUCAAGGACUCAAUCAACUUGGAUGACUACCUGCGUGUCAUCAUGACGAGUCAGUAUCCGACUACCCUGAUAGACAUGACGACGCUGGAAGUGAGACAGACACUGCACUACAACGAGCACGCUUACAGACGCCAUGUUUUGACAAGCCAGGAGCUGCAGAGCCUAUGGCUGGGCAGUGAUGAGCCGCUGAGGUACUCCCCAGUCGUUCACUUCUCCAAAAAGCCAGAAGCAGAAGCAAUAGUGCAAAAGUUCUGGAAAGAGAUCUAUAGGUUGAAGGAAAAGUGCAGUGUUAGGGAGACCUACGUUGAAGAAUUCCUGCGUUUGCUGGAUCGGCAGGCGGUGUCCCUCAUCAAAUAUGUGGAAGAGGAAACAAACCGAGGGACCAAGCCGAGUCGUCUGGUUCUGAAACGGCUGAAGACGGACCUUCACCUGAUACCCGAGGGUAACUUCCGCUUAGUGCUUGCCGUGGCUGAGAAGCUGAAGCCUGGUAUAUACACCAUGGUGUGCGGCAACCCUGCGCUGCCUAGGGACUCCUACAACGACCUGGUCACAUAGAGUACACAUGAUCUAGUCACGUAGAGAUGAGAACUGGUCAUAUAGUUAUGACCUCAAAGGUCACGUAGUUAAGGUCAGGUCACAUAGAGUAAUGGCCUCGUCACAUGGAGAUAUAUGACCGGGUCAUACAGAGAUAUAUGACCUGGUCAAUUAGAGAUAUGUGAAUGGGUCACAUAGAGAUAUACAAGUAUAGCCUGGUUAACUAGUUAUGACCAGCAGCUGG